AUGGGUAUUCAUGACAAACUAACAAAACGUGAACUUCAGUACGUAUUUGGUGUUGAGGAAAGAUCUCAGGUUCCCGAAUAUCAACUGAUAAAGACCGAAAAGUAUCGUAAGGAAGAUGGCGGACUGCGGAUACGAUUUUCAGCUUGGGAUGAUGAAUUUGUUUUAGACUUAAAACCAAAUCGUAAACUUAUCAGUCCUCAUAUUCCUGAGCAACAUCUCGUCUUCAAACGUUCAGCGAGUUUGCUAACAACAUUUGAGCAAAAUAUCGAAGAGGAAAUUAUACAGUUGAAUGAUAUACAAGAAUCAUUUUGUGAUACCAGUGAAAAUAUGGAUGAUCGCGCUACCGGUGAAAUUCGUUCUUUGAAUUAUUCGAUACCUUCAUCGGCAAAACUCGAUUCACUGUUUGUUUUUCCAAACAUGGAUCCAAUUACACUGGAAAUUGGGUUAUUUCUUGAUUCUAAACUGUUUGAACACUUUCAAAGAUAUGAUAUCUACCAUACCACUGCAUCCGUUGCUGGUGUGGCACCAGUAGCAAGAAUGUGUGAUCAGUUAUUCGCAUGCUCAUUAGUUGAAGGCCUUCAUCUCGGGCGCUCGUUUGUUCUCGCUCACGAAAUGGGACACAAUAUGGGAAUGGUACAUGAUGGUGUACAGAAUCAAUGUAGCAAAUCCUGUUGCCUCAUGUCUGCUGUGAACGGUGCUGGUAAAACAACAUGGUCUGAAUGUUCAGUGAGAGAGUUCAAUUCAUUCCUAUUACAACUGGAUGAAUCUGGCCGGGGUAACUGCUUACGCGAUGGUUCACCAGGAUUGCCAGAUCGUAAUCAUCUACAUGAUGGACGGUCUCCUGGUCAACGAUUCACAGCUGAUCAACAAUGCGCUUAUUUUUGGGGUCGUGACUACCAAGUAGAAAUUCCAAGUGGGCGCUCUAUAGAGGAUAUUUGUCGUAUUUUAUGGUGCGGUAAUGGAGGGUCAACAAUUUCCACUGCUCAUCCAGCCUUAGAAGGAAGUUACUGUGGUCACGGAAAGUGGUGUCACGAAGGGAAAUGCCAACCGUGGAUGUCUCCAGGACCGUCACCUUCAGUAGUGCAUGGAGGUUGGUCUAGAUGGAGUCACGCCGGUGAUCGAUGUCCUAUACAGCAUUGUCAAGUCACCGGCAGUAUAUCCAUUAAACCUCAACAUCGUGAUUGCGUUAAUCCGGCACCGAAUAAUGGUGGACGUCAUUGCCAGGGAGCAUCUAUUCGAGGAAUUCUCUGCUCGACACAUUAUAAUCCUUGUCAAGAUGGCUAUUCACGUGAAGAAUACAGUAACCAUAUGUGCUCAUCCAUAAAACACGAUCCAAUCAAGCCUGAUCGGCAGCUCACCGGCGAUGGCUUUGAGCGUAGGUUCACCACAUGCUUUAUUUCACUCCAACCAUGCUUUUUUCUACUAAUUUUUCUUUCCACUUAA
Molecule: messenger RNA, 1443 nt
Organism: Angiostrongylus costaricensis
Lineage: Eukaryota; Metazoa; Nematoda; Chromadorea; Rhabditida; Metastrongylidae
Source: the annotation of a GenBank genome assembly